GCUUUGCUAGCUUCUUUUUGUGAUUCUUGAAUUGCAUUUGCAUGGCAGCACAAGUAUUGCAGAUACCAAAUAAUUAUAAUCUUCUUGCUUCAGCUCUCAUAUUCUUCAAGAUUCUUUAAUCUUCAUACAUUGAGGUCAAAUAAUGGAUGAAACCCCACCUCAAGUUUCAAAUAGUUACAAAUAUGGGGACCAGAAGCAAAAUAAACCCACAAAAAGAAUAAGAAAAAACAGGUACGAUCCUGAUGAAGGUGGAGAUCUGAUAGAAUGUUCAGGCAAGUUCUGUAAAUCAUGUACCGGUGGAUUAAUAGCCGAUUGCGUAGCGAUUUGUUGUUGCCCUUGUGCUCUACUUCAUCUUCUAGCUCUUGCUUUUGUUAAAGCGCCAUUUAUGAUCGGUAAAAAGUGUUUCAGAAGAGUAAAAAAGAAGAAGAGAAAUAAAUUAUCUUCCAAUCUUCAAGUUUUAACAGCACAAGGUGGUGAUAAUUUGGAAAAGAUAAAGAUAGAAGAUGAAAUUUUGGAAAUUGUAAAUAGUGGAUUCAAUGGUGGUGAGGAAGAUGAUGAUGGUGGUGGUGGUGUUAGUGCAAGAUUUGAAGCUGUUGAGAAGGUUUGGUUAGAGUUUUAUCAGAAUGGUCAUUUGGGUUUUGGUAGGGUUUCUUUUACUGGUAUUCAAUGAUAUGUAAUGUUUUAUUCUUUUUUUUUUUAUAGUAAUAUUAUAUACA
Molecule: messenger RNA, 716 nt
Organism: Mercurialis annua (annual mercury)
Lineage: Eukaryota; Viridiplantae; Streptophyta; Magnoliopsida; Malpighiales; Euphorbiaceae
Exons: 2
Coding region: 143-670 (175 amino acids)
Source: RefSeq, a predicted model, not a curated record